Trachymyrmex cornetzi is the source of this 1813-nucleotide messenger RNA. RefSeq names its product tryptophan hydroxylase (gene Trhn). Gene Ontology annotation, cellular component: neuron projection. The record is from RefSeq and is a predicted model, not a curated record. The transcript is spliced from 12 exons. Bases 76 to 1695 code for a protein of 539 amino acids. Gene Ontology annotation, biological process: aromatic amino acid metabolic process; serotonin biosynthetic process. Gene Ontology annotation, molecular function: tryptophan 5-monooxygenase activity; iron ion binding. NCBI's taxonomy places the organism in Eukaryota, Metazoa, Arthropoda, Insecta, Hymenoptera, Formicidae.
CUUGCUCAUAAACGAAAUUACCGACAAAAAGUAUCCUCUCGCUGAUUCACAAAUUCAUUUAUCACAAAAGUCAUUAUGAGUGGAUCAGGGAAGAGUCUUCUCGGGGUGUGGCUGUACAGAAGAGGCGAAAGUUGGGCUGUCAAGGAAGGAAGUCCGCUACACAAAUCGCGCGACAUCCCCGAGAAUGAGAAUAAUUCAACUAGUGACAACAAGACUUCUGUGAUAUUUUCCUUGAAGAAUCAAGUCGGUGGCUUGGCACGAGCACUUCAAGUAUUUCAGGAUUUAGGUAUAAACGUCGUGCACAUUGAAUCGAGGAAGUCACUGCGCCGCGGAUCCGAGUAUGAUAUUCUCGUGGAUGUCGAGUGCGAUCCGAAGAGAAUGGAACAAUUGAUGAAGAUGCUGAACCGCGAAGUAGCGGCUAUCAAUCUCGCUCAUUAUGAACAGAUUGGAAAUAUACCACGCGCGCCUUCUCUUUCGACUGCGACAAGCUUCGAUUUUAGCGAUGUAGAUAUGCCCUGGUUUCCGCGGAAGAUAUCCGACCUCGAUCGGGCGCAAAAAGUUCUUAUGUAUGGCUCGGAAUUGGAUGCGGACCAUCCCGGUUUCAAGGAUACCGUGUAUCGUAAACGCCGCGAGGAGUUCGCCGACAUCGCUUACAAUUACAGAUAUGGUCAAUCAAUACCGAGAGUGCAGUACACGCCGGAGGAGAUCAGAACCUGGGGAACUGUUUUUCGCGAACUGCACCAACUCUAUCAAAAAUAUGCGUGCAAGGAAUAUCUGGAAAAUUGGCCGAAGUUAGUCAAGUAUUGUGGAUACAGAGAAGACAACAUACCACAACUGCAGGAUAUAAACGUUUUCUUGAAACGAACGACAGGAUUUCAACUUCGCCCAGUCGCGGGUUAUCUGACACCGCGGGAUUUCCUUUCCGGUCUUGCUUUCCGAGUGUUUCAUUGCACGCAAUACAUUCGACACUCUUCCGAUCCAUUUUAUACGCCGGAGCCAGAUUGCUGCCAUGAAUUACUGGGCCACAUGCCGCUGCUUGCCAACCCAAGCUUCGCACAAUUCUCUCAAGAACUCGGUCUGGCUUCUCUCGGCGCGUCCGAUGAAGAUAUAGACAAACUGGCAACCCUGUAUUUCUUCACGGUGGAGUUCGGUUUGUGCAAGCAAGAUGGUAUGUUACGCGUUUACGGGGCCGGAUUACUAUCAUCGGUGGCGGAAUUGAGACAUGCGGUCACCACCCCCGAGAAGACCAUGAGAUUCGAACCAGACAUCACUUGCAAGCAGGAAUGCAUCAUUACAGCGUUUCAGAAUGCGUAUUACUAUACGGAUAGCAUAGAAGAGGCAAAGGAAAAGAUGCGCGCGUUUGCUAAUCAGAUUCAACGACCCUUCGGGAUACGGUAUAACCCGUAUACUCAAUCGGUGGAGGUGUUGACGGAUGCCCAAAAGAUUUCAGCAGUGGUUAGCGAGUUGCGAGGCGAUCUAUGCAUAGUAUCGAACGCCCUGAAAAAGAUUCAUGAGCAGGAUGAUACUGUCGAUGUCGAAAGGAUAACGAGCCUGCUGAAGCACGGCAUCGACAUGCCACAUGAUAAUUCGUCCUCGGAUAGCGAUGAUCAGGAUAACAGUCCCAACGCCGAGGAAACUCAUCCUCAAGAUCAGCAAUCGCAUUGUGAUAAUAAAGAUGUUACCAUGAAGAAUUAAGUGACAUCGUCCUUAGUAUCGCAUGCCUAGUAACGUAGAAAUCUCUGUCUUACAUAAAGAUGUAAAAUCUAUAAUUAUAGUCAUAUACAACAAUCCAAAGAUAUAAUUAUUUUGAAGC